Messenger RNA from Galeopterus variegatus (Sunda flying lemur), 2021 nucleotides. It is a transcript of the gene E2F6, whose product is annotated as E2F transcription factor 6. Gene Ontology annotation, cellular component: RNA polymerase II transcription regulator complex. Bases 1 to 849 code for a protein of 282 amino acids. The transcript has 7 exons. Gene Ontology annotation, molecular function: DNA-binding transcription factor activity, RNA polymerase II-specific; RNA polymerase II cis-regulatory region sequence-specific DNA binding; protein dimerization activity. The record is from RefSeq and is a predicted model, not a curated record. Gene Ontology annotation, biological process: regulation of transcription by RNA polymerase II. Lineage: Eukaryota; Metazoa; Chordata; Mammalia; Dermoptera; Cynocephalidae.
AUGAGUCAGCAGCGGCCGGCGAGGAAGCCGCCCAGCCUCCUCGUGGACCCGGCGGAGGAGACGGUUCGCCGCCGCUGCCGAGACCCCAUCAACGUGGAGGGCCUGCUGCCAUCAAAAAUAAGGAUUAAUUUAGAAGAUAAUGUACAGUAUGUGUCCAUGAGAAAAGCUCUAAAAGUGAAGAGACCUCGUUUUGAUGUAUCACUGGUUUAUUUAACUCGAAAAUUUAUGGAUCUUGUCAGAUCUGCUCCUGGGGGUAUUCUCGACUUAAACAAGGUUGCAACAAAACUGGGAGUACGAAAACGAAGAGUAUAUGACAUCACCAAUGUCUUAGAUGGAAUCGACCUAGUUGAAAAGAAAUCUAAGAACCAUAUUCGAUGGAUAGGAUCUGAUCUUAACAAUUUUGGAGCAGUACCACAACAAAAGAAGCUGCAGGAGGAACUUUCUGACUUGUCAGCAAUGGAAGAUGCUUUGGAUGAAUUAAUUAAGGAUUGUGCUCAGCAGUUGUUUGAGUUAACAGAUGACAAAGAAAAUGAAAGACUAGCAUAUGUGACGUAUCAAGAUAUUCAUAGCAUUCAAGCCUUCCAUGAACAGAUUGUUAUUGCAGUUAAAGCUCCAGCAGAAACCAGAUUGGAUGUUCCAGCUCCCAGAGAAGAUUCUAUCACAGUUCACAUAAGGAGCACCAAAGGACCUAUUGAUGUUUAUUUGUGCGAAGUGGAGCAGGAUCACUCAAGUAAUAAAAUGUCUGAAGAUGUAGGGACCUCUUCAUCUGAAAGCAAACUUCCAGAACACCCUGAGAGAGAAGAAAAUCCUCCUCAGCAAAGUGAAGAAUUUCUUGAAGUGAGCAACUGAUAGCAUUUGAGAAUUCACGUAUUGAGUGUUUCUGGGAACAUCCGAUGUGGGUAAAUUAUGCAUCGAAUCUGAUUUCCAGAGCAAUAAGUCAUCUGUGAAGUGCUCUCGUCUCAGUAGCAGCAUUAAGGCCAGUAGUAUCUUUGAGUAGUAGUUCACUACUGAGAUUACUGGAUAAUUGUGGUUUCCACAGUCGAAACAACUCUUUUUAUAGUUACUCACUGCUUUUUGUCAGUGAAAUAGACAUCUUCCCUCCUGAAAUAACGUCAUCACAAAGAGUAUCAUGAAAGCAGACGGUCAGGCCUGAAACGGACAGUUCUUCGUGGGCUCUACCCUUUCCUUCAAGGAUCAUGUCGUAUGUCACAAAAGAAAUUGCCUUACACUGGUUCAUGUUUGCAGUUAACUGCUGUACACUGGAUAAGUGUACACAAGAAUCUAAAUGUGAUGUCUUUGUAUAUAUCUGUAUAAUGUUUAGAUUAUUAUGAAUUGUGUCUAAGUGACACUUUUCACCCUUGUACAGCCAAAAUAAUGUAUAUAUGGAAAGUGACAAAUUCUCUAAUUUCCUUAGUAUGUAUAACUUAUUAGAAUCCUCUGGAUGAGGGUUAAAGGAGAGUUUUUCCAAACUUCUACAUGCAGAGGUAUCAAAUGUACUAUACAUUUAAGUUCAUGGCUUUGAAGUAUUUUAAUAUGGUUCCCAGUGCUGAAAUUGGAGUCAGAUACUUCUUAAUUUCACGUUCUCUACAGAGUUACCAUGUCCUGGCAGAUUGGUGGCAAACCAAAGUCUUGGGGCAACUGUAGAAAUGCUGUCAGGUAAUAGCUUAAUUCAUUGUGAAACAUGAAUGCAAUCAUGGUGAAAAUUGAAAACUAUUUUAAGCUUUUUGCAAGCAGAUUUUGUAAUGUGUUUCUGUAUGCAGCCUUGCUCUUCAAUCAAAGGGGUUUUACUUAUGAUGAGUUGUAACCUGCCCUCUCUCCAGCUCUAGUCCCAUGUUUCCACAUAUCUAGCUAUUUCUACCUCAUUAGGUAAGUCAUUUACCACUCUGUGCCUCAGUUUACUCGGUAGUUUACCAUUAGACUGUGAGCUCCUUGAGGGACUUUGUCAUAAUCAUCGUUAUAUCCCAGCGCCUUGUAACAUGCCUGGCCCAUAAAAAGUGCUCAAUAAACAUUUGAACAAAUCA